Molecule: messenger RNA, 839 nt
Organism: Drosophila arizonae
Lineage: Eukaryota; Metazoa; Arthropoda; Insecta; Diptera; Drosophilidae
Source: RefSeq, a predicted model, not a curated record
GAGGUCUCCAAGUACGUACGAUUUCUGUCAAGUCACUUUAAUGUAGCAUAAAUAGUUUUGCUUACAACUCAUUAUUAGUUAUCGCUUUGAAAAUGUCGUGCAUUUGCCAGUAUAUUGCCGGUUCCUUAGCCUCGAUGAAUGAAAACGAGGAACCCAUCGGAUUUCCGCUGCCCAACGCCAGCGAGAAUGAUGCUAUGUCUGCCCCGGGCAAUGCCCCCGCGGAGCCCGUCACAGAUGAUGCCAAGAUAUCCAUUUGUGUCUCCGAGAUGGCCGAUUGCCGUACCGAGAACUGGCUACUCAAGAAGAAGGUGCAGGAGCACGAGGUGACCAUCCAGAAUCUGGAGCAUCUGCUGACCACAGUCAUGGACAAACAGCACCAAAUGCUGGCCGAUGUGUUUCAGCUGCGCCAACGCAACCAGGAGCUCCAGACCGAAUGCAAUCUUCAACGUGAGUACCACACAAUGGAACGCAAUGCCCUGGUGAAGGAGCUCUGCCAUUUGAAAUGCCUACACAUGUAUGCAAAGGGCUAUGAGGAGGUCGAGUCAAGCGACUCAGAUGGUCCUGACGAUGAGGAUGAAGAGGAGCUCGAGAGCGAUGAGGAGGAGUAUAGUGAGGAUGGGGAGAUUGGAUCCGAAGAUGAGAUGUCUGAUGAUUCCUCGGGUGAUUCAACAGCCUCAUCCUCAGCUCCAUCCUCGCCUGAUGAUUCAAUGUGCUCUAGCGACUCAGAUUCCGAUGAGCGUGAGGACGAUGAUGAACUAGACUCUCUGAAUGAGAUGGAGGACAGCAUUGAAAGCGAAUCCGACUAAGUAGUUAAAUUGCAUUUUAUUUUAAUGAAUAUA